This is a messenger RNA of Suillus subaureus, 894 nucleotides long. RefSeq names its product S-adenosyl-L-methionine-dependent methyltransferase. Lineage: Eukaryota; Fungi; Basidiomycota; Agaricomycetes; Boletales; Suillaceae. The coding region runs from base 1 to 894 and encodes 297 amino acids. The transcript has 6 exons. The record is from RefSeq and is a predicted model, not a curated record. Gene Ontology annotation, molecular function: S-adenosylmethionine-dependent methyltransferase activity.
AUGGCGACUUUCGGCAAAUCCUCCUUUGACACCGCCAUUUAUGCGACUUUCAGACCGACCUAUCCUAGGUCCCUCUUUGACUUCGUAUUCCGGUACCACGAGCGCAACAAGGGUGCAAGAUGGGACAGAGCAGUAGACCUAGGUUGUGGGACGGGUCAAGCAACAGUCGAGCUCACACCAUUCAAGCGCGUCACUGGCGUCGACCCAAGCCCUAAGAUGAUUGAAGUUGCUCAAGAUACUCUCAAGAAGACGCCAGUGAGCACUGGUCAAUAUGAAGAGUCUACCAUUCUGGAGGAUAGCAGUGUGGAUCUAGUCAUUGGUGCCCAGGCAGGCCAUUGGUUCGAUUGGAACAAAAUGUGGCCUGAGCUCGCAAGGGUGCUGAGGAAGAAUGGGAGUGCUGCAUUCUGGAUUUACUCCGAGUUCCGCUUCACCGGCUAUCCGUCACUCACAAAGAGAAUCAACGCUUAUAGCCAAGGCCUUGACCCACUGCACAGCGUCGGCCCAUACUGGCAGCAACCCGGCCGUUCGAUUUUAGAAAACCACUUGGUUGCAGUACCAGAUGGGAAUGAAGUUGUACCAGGCGCGUUCAGUGAUUUCGAGAGAGUCUUCUUCACAGGCGACCACUACCCAUCUCUCCCUUCCCCACGCUCCGUGAUUAUGCGCAAGAAGAUGACGUGGGAUGACCUGUUAUCUUAUCUUAAUACGUGGAGCUCGUUGCACACGUUCCGUCAGCGCAACCCCGCGGAUGCGGAAAACCCGCGUGGAGAUGUUGCAGUGCGGUUCUGGAAGGAUCUCAUGGAGGGUGCUGAACGGGAGGAUGGGAGAGCUGUGGAAGGACAUGAUGAAGUAGACAUUGAAUGGCCAUUGGCGAUGAUAAUGGUUAAGAGAGCGUAA